This is a messenger RNA of Baudoinia panamericana UAMH 10762, 612 nucleotides long. RefSeq lists its product as uncharacterized. NCBI's taxonomy places the organism in Eukaryota, Fungi, Ascomycota, Dothideomycetes, Mycosphaerellales, Teratosphaeriaceae. The transcript has a single exon. Bases 1 to 612 code for a protein of 203 amino acids. The record is from RefSeq and is a predicted model, not a curated record.
AUGUCGACCACACGCAACACUGAUGCCGUCUCCAACCAAAUGCCCGGUGGUGGCAGCGGAGAAUUCCACUCCAAGAUCGAGCGCGAUGAGCCAUUGACCACUCACGGCCACAAGCCUGGCGUGUUGGUGGGCAACGACGCCGCACCCGAGUUCUCCGCCAAGACUCUUCCUCCAGGCUCUGCCCCGGCCGACCGGACGUUCAAGCCCAACAACGCCUCCGACAUCCCGCCCUCCCAGCAAUACCGCCCCGACUCAGAGAUUGAGGCCGAUGCUCCUCAGGCUUCUGCGUCGGACACUCUAGGAGGCGCGACGUCCGGCGAGGUCCACACAGGCAUCGGCAAGCCGAUCCAAGGCCAAUCAAGCAAGGAGCUGCACCACGAUGGCCAGUCAGGGAGGAAGGGUCAGUCAGGCGGCGGGCUGGAAGGGCUGGCAAGCGGAGUUGAAGGCAGCAAGACGGUGGAUGCGCACGACCCGCAGUUUGCUGGACAACGAGCGAUGGACAAGGAUGAAGCGGUUAUUGGUAGGGGGAAUGUUGGAGGAGCAGCGGCGCAGGAUCGGGAGCCUGAGAGCGCGACAACCGUGGCCACGGAGAACAAGCUGGGGAGGAACUAG